CAACUUUUUGCGACGUCGUUCCCACUCUGACCCUUUUCUCGCGUUCAUCUUCUUUCUUCUUCAUCAUCAUGUGGCGUAUCCCUUCCAUCACACUCCUCUUUCUCACCGCUUCCGGCGCUACCCGUGUUGAAAGCGAGGCCAGCUUGUCGGUAGAACUGAUGAGCAAGUUUAAGGGAUGGGUGGAUUUUCACCAAAAGAUGUACGACUCACACGACAACAAGAUGGAACGUCUAAAUAUCUGGUUGAACAAUGAUGAACGGAUCGAAGCGCACAAUAACCAAAAUCCGACUCCCUCGUUCGCCCUCGGGCACAAUGAAUUCUCCGACAUGACGGAAGACGAGUUUGCUCAGUACUUUCGUUUGGGUCCUUACGCAAGCGUUCGACAAAAGGAGGCGGCGCAGGCCAAAAUUAUGGACCCCGACCAGCAAAUCUCAACCGCAGAGCGUCGACGUUUGUGGGAAGAACAAGCUCCUUUGACCCUUCCAGACUACAUGAAUUGGGUUCAAGCGGGGGCGGUGACUCCAAUGAAGAAUCAGGGGGCCUGCGGUUCCUGCUGGGCAUUUUCCACGACUGGUGCCUUGGAAGGAGCCAAGUUUCUCAAGACUGGCGAGUUGGUGGCGCUGUCCGAACAACACUUAAUUGACUGCGAUAAGGUUGAUCUGGGAUGCAAUGGCGGACUCAUGGACAACGCCUUCAAGUUUGACAUGUCAGAAGCAGGCCUCUGCUCGGAAGAGGAAUAUCCUUACCUGGCGAAACAGAGCCGAACUUGUAUGACGAACUGCACCAAGGUGGAAGGUAGCGGGGUUAAGACGUUCAUCGAUGUCCCGCCAGGCGAUGAAAAAGCCCUUCUUUCAGCGAUUGCGAUGCAACCCAUCAGUGUAGCGAUUCAGGCUUCGCAAUUUGUCUUCCAGUUUUACAAGAAUGGUGUGCUGACCGACGAUUCCUGUGGUAGCCGCGCCAGUAUUGAUCACGGUGUACUGGCGGUUGGAUAUGGAACGGAUGUCGACACGAACGAGCCUUACUUCCUUGUCAAGAAUUCCUGGGGCGAGACAUGGGGCGACAAGGGCUAUGUGAAGCUCGGCCGUGGUGGGAAGAACGAGUUUGGAAUGUGCGCUAUUCUGAAGAUGGCUAGCUUUCCGGUGGUGGAGUAAAGAAGGCCGAAUAAAUUCUUUUCUGCUACCAUCGCUUGUUGUCGACAUACGAUGGUUAACCAGUUAAUACCUCAUUUCAUCGUUUAUGCAAUAGUGGGAGACUUCAGUGUGCCUCAGGAGUUGCAGGUCGAUGGAAUUCUUAAAAGGGCCUUUUGGGUCAGAGGCUCUAUACCGAGUGAUGAUGCCGCCAUUGCAAAAACUUCCAGCGCUAACAAGGCUCACUCUUAGCGUCUAUAGAAUGCAAUUUGAAGGAUAGCUCUCGUGUGGGACAACCUGCAGUGGAUUUGCGAGGAUGAACUGCUCGUCACACCGAUCGAUUUUUCUGCCGCUCAUUGUCAGUUCAUCGCUGGAUGCCCGGCGCAAGCAUAAUUUUCGGAAAUUGUAACCACCAGCCUGUUCAGCUCGGCCCAGCCUUUACACGUAGCGCAAUCUCGAAAAUA
Molecule: messenger RNA, 1591 nt
Organism: Phaeodactylum tricornutum CCAP 1055/1
Lineage: Eukaryota; Bacillariophyta; Bacillariophyceae; Surirellales; Neidiaceae
Exons: 3
Coding region: 69-1151 (360 amino acids)
Cellular component (GO): lysosome
Molecular function (GO): cysteine-type endopeptidase activity
Source: RefSeq, a predicted model, not a curated record